This is a messenger RNA of Cantharellus anzutake, 390 nucleotides long. RefSeq lists its product as uncharacterized. NCBI's taxonomy places the organism in Eukaryota, Fungi, Basidiomycota, Agaricomycetes, Cantharellales, Hydnaceae. The annotation marks the transcript as partial. The transcript has a single exon. The record is from RefSeq and is a predicted model, not a curated record.
GCCGGAAACCGAUUGGUCUGGCUUCGUGGGUCUCCUGGCACCGGGAAGACCGCGGUAUCUAUGAGCAUCGCAUCGAUACUUGAGAAGGAAGGUACUCUUGCAGCCUCUUUCUUUUGGGACAAAAAUCAAAAGGGGACGGGCCUCGAUUCUCUGGAGAAAUUUCCUUCUACACUGGCACGUCAACUUGCGAACUUCAAUGGGGACUUCAAGGUCUCGCUUGUGAAACGCCUUCGACAGCCGAAUUCGGAGUUGGUUCUCAGUCUUCCUCUGGAGAAACAAAUGAGGACUUUGAUUCUGGAGCCGAUGAAUGGUCUCAAGGGCAUAAUGUCCGCAAGCAAGAAACGCUUCACCAUCAUCUUGGAUGGUUUAGAUGAAUGUGGGGAUUCAGUG